This is a messenger RNA of Sturnus vulgaris (Common starling), 1611 nucleotides long. Lineage: Eukaryota; Metazoa; Chordata; Aves; Passeriformes; Sturnidae. The record is from RefSeq and is a predicted model, not a curated record.
AUGUCUACCUUUGGGUAUAGAAGAGAGCUCAGUAAAUAUGAAGACAUUGAUGAAGAUGAGCUCCUUGCUUCUCUCACUGAAGAGGAGCUGAAGGAGCUGGAGCGGGAGCUAGAGGACAUAGAGCCCGACCGUAACCUUCCAGUGGGACAACGGCAGAAGAGCCUGACAGAGAAAACACCAACAGGGACUUUCAGCAGGGAAGCGCUGAUGGCCUACUGGGAGAGGGAGACCAAGAAACUUCUGGAAGAAGAGAGGUUGGGUGCAUGUGAGAAGCAAGAAGAAGACAAUUCAGAACUUCAAGAAGAAUGUUUCACAGAAAGCAAUAGUGAAGUGUCUGAGGAGGCAUAUACGGAAGAAGAUGAUGAAGAAGAUGAGGAGGAAGAUGAAGGUGAGAGUGAUGAUGAAAAUGAGGAAGAGCAAAAUGCUGCAGCUGGCAGGUGUUCUGACCAUAUCAGACACAAAAAGUGUAAUGGUGCAAAGGACAAUGAAAAUUUCCUCAAUGGCCAUGAUGGAAAAGACAGUGAUAAUCGGAGCUUCAAAAGCAGUGCCAUCCACCCCUGUGGAAACCCAACCGUUAUUGAAGAUGCUUUGGAAAAAGUUAGGAGCAACGACCCUGACACCACAGAGGUCAAUCUGAACAACAUUGAGAACAUCACAUCACAGAUGCUUAUACAAUUUUCUCAAGCCCUGAGGGACAACACAGUGGUUAAGUCAUUCAGCUUGGCUAACACCCAUGCUGAUGACAAUGUGGCAAUAGCUAUUGCUGGUAUGUUAAAAGUUAAUCAGCAUAUAACUAGUCUGAAUAUUGAAUCAAAUUUUAUCACAGGCAAAGGUGUGCUGGCCAUCAUGAGAGCUUUGCAGCAUAACAAGGUUCUAACAGAACUGCGGUUCCACAAUCAAAGGCACAUCAUGGGCAGCCAGGUGGAAAUGGACAUAGUCAAACUGUUGAAAGAGAACACCACUCUGGUAAAGCUGGGGUACCACUUUGACCUUGCUGGCCCAAGAAUGAGCAUGACAAGUAUCCUGACAAGAAACAUGGAUAAACAAAGGCAAAAGCGCAUGCAGGAGCAGCGGCAACAAGAGUCAGGUUGUGACGGAGCUAUCAAUCCAAAGACCAAAGUUUUGCAGAAGGGAACACCUCGGUCCUCGCCUUAUGUGUCGCCUAAAAGCUCACCGUGGUCUUCCCCAAAGCUCCCUAAGAAAGCACUGCCAGUGAAAUGUCAGCCUUCAGCACCUGCACCCCCACCUCCCCUUCCCCCUUCGCCACCACCUCCCCCUCCUCCUCCCCCUCCUCCGGUUAUUCCAGAGAAGAAGGUCCCUACCAGGAAUAUAGCUGAAGUCAUCAAACAGCAAGAAAGCUCAAAAAAAGCCUUACAUAAUGGACAGAAAAAGAAAAAAGGCAAAAAAAGCAGAAAACAUGAGAACAGCAUAUUGAAAGAAAUUAAAGAUUCUUUGAAAUCAGUCUCAGACAGAAAAUCAGAGGAAGGUUCACGGCCCUCCACGCGGCCAUCCACCCCACAAAGGUCUCUCCAUGACAAUCUUAUGGAAGCAAUUCGGGCAAGCAGCAUAAAGCAAUUAAGGCGGGUGGAGGUACCAGAAGCCCUUCGGUGA